GUCCUACAGUCCAGCUGACAUGCUUAAUAUCGCUGAGGCCAACAAUCCUCUUCAGUAUCCCACCCAGGGUGUGGAGGUGCAGCCCCUUAAAACAAUCCUCAUUCCAGGUCUGGCACUCAAACAGAAAGAAAGAUCCAACUAUAUGGUACAUUUAACAGCAAUGCUGGGGACCUUUGACGUUGCUGCCACAGUGGACAUGGUGUCCAUUACAGGAGAGGGAGAGAAGCAAAUGAUGCUGUCAAGUCGUCUUCUGUCUGCUCUGAACAGGCAGCUGCAGUUUGUCACCUACACAAACAAGAUGUUUCAUCCGAAGACAGCAGACUCAAUUCAGUUUGCAACUGAAGGUCACCAAUCGUUUUUCACCAUCAAAGUUGGUCACAAGGUUGUUCCUAAACUCUACAACUCUGGAUACAGCAAAGAAUACAACAUCACUUCUUUGGUUACCAUUGCCACCAAGACCUUUUUACGCUACGACAAACUCAAAGACCUCAUUGACAGCAUACGGCAGUUUUAUCCCAACGUCACCAUUGUGAUAGCAGAUGAUAACAAGCACCCCCAGCCAGUGACCGGUCCUCACAUUGAACAAUACAUCAUGCCRUUUGGAAAGGGUUGGUUUGCUGGAAGGAACUUGGCAGUGUCUCAGGUGACCACCAAGUACAUGCUCUGGGUGGAYGACGAUUUUAUUUUCACUGCAAACACCAAUCUGGAAAAAAUGGUGGACAUCCUGGAGAAGACCACUCUGGAUUUGGUUGGUGGUGCAGUAAGGGAAGURACGGGCUACACUGCCACGUAUCGUCACACUAUUUCAGUGGAGGAAGGGGGAUCGGAUGGAGACUGCCUAAACUUCAGAAAUGGGUUCCAUCAUGCUAUUGAAGGAUAUCCCAAAUGUGUAGUAGCAGAUGCUGUUAUUAACUUCUUCAUGGCUCGGACGGAAAAAGUGCGACAUGUUGGUUUUGACCCCCGUCUGUCACGAGCAGCACAUCUAGAAUUUUUUGUCGAUGGACUUGGCUCCCUCCACAUCGGCUCCUGCAGUGAUAUUAUUAUAAACCACGCAUCCAAGAUCAUCAUGCCCUGGAGUAAAACAGACUCACAAAAGACUUAUGAAAAGUAUCGAUACUCACCUGUUGAUGUGGAUAAAAAUCUUCAUAAUGAAAUAUAUUACUUUAAGAACAGGUUCAAGUGCAUGACCAGUCAAUAAAACAGUUUUAAUUGGUUUAUUGUUAAGAUAUUUCUCAGGUAAAAAAAAACACUACCGAUUGAAUGUUCUUGUUGUCUUUGCAAAAGUUACACCAAAAUCUUUGUUUUUUUUGUUUUUUUUCAAUUAAAUGUUGACCCAUUCUCUUCGAGAAAAGUGUCAUUCUUGCUCUUUGGAUAUAGUUGAUAUGUUAAUGAUGUGUUAUAUCUAUGUUAAUAGAUAAAGUUGCUGUGUAUUCACUAAAAAUACACUUGAAUA
Molecule: messenger RNA, 1453 nt
Organism: Austrofundulus limnaeus
Lineage: Eukaryota; Metazoa; Chordata; Actinopteri; Cyprinodontiformes; Rivulidae
Gene: b4galnt1a
Product: beta-1,4-N-acetyl-galactosaminyl transferase 1a
Biological process (GO): ganglioside biosynthetic process
Molecular function (GO): acetylgalactosaminyltransferase activity
Source: RefSeq, a predicted model, not a curated record